GAGGAAGUCACGUGGCGCGCGCUCACAUGACUGGCGGCGUGAUGGACCCGCUGCCCGCGGCGGCAGUCGCUGCGGCAGCUGAGGCGGAGACAGAGGAGGCGGGUCCGGCAGCGACAGACUUGCCCACGCCCCAGGUCAGCGAGCGCAGGGACCCAGACCCCAGUCGAAUGCAGAUGCCACAGGGGAACCCGCUGCUGCUUUCUCACACCCUGCAGGAGCUGCUGGCCAGGGACACCGUGCAGGUGGAGCUUAUUCCCGAGAAGAAGGGCCUCUUCCUGAAGCAUGUGGAGUAUGAGGUUUCCAGCCAGCGCUUCCAGUCCUCUGUGUACAGACGGUACAAUGACUUUGUGGUCUUCCACGAGAUGCUGCUGCAGAAGUUCCCGUACCGCAUGGUGCCAGCCCUGCCACCCAAGAGAAUGCUGGGAGCUGACAGGGAGUUCAUCGAGGCCCGGAGGAGAGCGCUGAAGCGCUUCAUCAACCUGGUGGCCCGGCACCCCCCCUUCUCUGAGGACGUGGUCCUCAAGUUGUUCCUGUCCUUCAGUGGUCCUGAUGUGCAGAACAAGUUAAAGGAAUCGGCACAGCUUGUGGGAGAUGAAUUCAUGAAUUGUAAGCUGGCUACUCGGGCCAAGGACUUCCUCCCAGCUGACAUCCAGACUCAGUUUGCCAUUAGUCGGGAGCUGAUUCGAAAUAUCUACAACAGCUUUUACAAGCUUCGCGAUCGGGCUGAGCGGAUUGCGUCACGGGCCAUCGACAAUGCUGCUGACCUUCUCAUAUUCGGGAAGGAAUUGAGUGCUUUAGGGUCUGACACAACCCCGCUCCCUUCCUGGGCCACUCUGAACAGUAGCACAUGGGGGUUCCUUAAGCAGGCGCUGAAAGGCCUGUCUGUUGAAUUUGCACUGCUCGCUGACAAGGCCGCACAGCAGGGCAAACAGGAAGAGAAUGAUGUGGUGGAGAAAUUGAACCUCUUCUUGGAUUUGCUCCAGUCCUAUAAAGACCUGUGUGCGCGGCACGAGAAGGGGCUGCUGCACAAGCCCCAGCGGGCCCUGCACACGUACAGCCUGAUGAAGCGGCCGGCGACGAGCGCCGCUGUGCAGAGCCGCGAGCCCGAGUCCGUGGAGCAGCUGGAGUCCCGCAUCAUGGAGCAGGAGAACGCGAUCCAGACGAUGGAGCUUCGGAACUACUUCUCCUUGUACUGCCUGCACCAGGAGACGCAGCUGGUCCACGUCUACCUGCCCCUCACCUCCCACAUCCUCGGGGCCUUCGUCAACUCACAGAUCCAGGGGCACAAGGAGAUGAGCAAGGUGUGGAACGACUUGAAGCCCAAGCUGAGCUGCCUCUUUGCUGGACCAAACAGCACCCUGACCCCGCCGAGGUCCCCGCAGGACGGCGUGUCUCCUCACUAGUGCCAAGGACCUGGGCGCGAGCCCCUGGCGCCUCACUAAAACUUCUUUCCAAA
Molecule: messenger RNA, 1456 nt
Organism: Ceratotherium simum simum (southern white rhinoceros)
Lineage: Eukaryota; Metazoa; Chordata; Mammalia; Perissodactyla; Rhinocerotidae
Gene: SNX8
Product: sorting nexin 8
Biological process (GO): intracellular protein transport; early endosome to Golgi transport
Cellular component (GO): early endosome membrane
Molecular function (GO): phosphatidylinositol binding
Source: RefSeq, a predicted model, not a curated record